ACAAGGUGAGAAAAGGUUUGGAAACAGGGCCCACAAUCCUCUUCCGACCUUGUGUGCCAAUUGCCUUUUGCCUUGUACAAGAAUCCACCUCAAGCGUUAAUUUUAGUUUCUCUUUCCUUCUUCGAUCAACUCUUCUCUGAAAAUGAUCACUCUCUUCUGUUUCUUAUUCAAUGAAACCAAAAUUAAAUAAAAAGAAUUUCCUCCUUUUUCGUUGUUAAUUUCCCCAAGAUUUUCUUAUACAGCUAGCUCUCCAUGGUCAGCUUUUCUCCAUGUCAGGUUCCAGCCAUUUGCAUCGGACCCAUCUCCCCUUUUGACCCAUUUCUUCUCCAUACCUUCUCAAAUAUAGGGUUUUUAUGGGGUUUAUGAACCCUUGGAUUUAACAGGUGCACAACAGCUUCACCCGAUCCCUUCCAAUUCCAUUACGUUUAUGCGGAUACUACUUUCUGGCUUUUCACAAUUACGCUCCCUUUUCCUUCUAUUGUUACGAAAUUUGGAAUCAAGGCAUUCUAGGGUUUCUUGCUCUUUGAUAAGUCUCGGUGCUAACUGGGUGCACUGCCCGUCGCUUGAUCUCCUUCAAUUAGAUCAAGCCGAGAAUCUGCUUUCCGGGAUUUUUGAAUUAGGUUCUAUUUUGUUUGAAUUUCAUGGCUUAUGCGACGAUUCCCGGUACCGGUUCGGGAUCAGUAUCAAGUUCGAAUUCCGGGUUUCAGUUUUUGAAUUCCCCUUUUGGAGAUACCACCUAUACCAAGGUCUUUGUUGGCGGAUUGGCAUGGGAGACGCAAAGCGAGACCAUGCGUCGUUACUUCGAGCAGUUCGGAGAGAUUCUCGAAGCAGUCGUGAUCACUGACAAGAAUACAGGCAGAUCGAAAGGCUACGGUUUUGUAACUUUCCGUGAUCCAGAAUCUGCAAGGAGGGCCUGUGCUGAUCCAAGCCCAGUUAUUGAUGGUAGGAGGGCAAAUUGUAAUUUGGCUUCACUUGGGCGGCCUAGGCCAUUUUUGCCUUACGGGCGUCUGAGAUCAGUAACCCCUUACUUUGGAAGUGCACAGACCUCCCGAGGGGCUUAUGUUGGAAGCCCCAGUUACCACCAGCCAGUUUCUUACAGCUACCAACAAGGAUUUGCUUAUUCUCCAUAUGGGUAUACGACAUAUGGACCCGAAUACAUCUACCCACAGGGGGGAUACAAUCCCUAUGUUGGUCAGCAGUACCUUCAGAUAUAUGGUGUACCAGACACAGUUAACACAGCUAUCUACCCAGUUGGGCAAUUGGGUCAGCCUCUUCCUGGCGGUCAUGGAUACACCACUGUUCAAGGGUAUACGAUGCCAGGUCCUCACAUUGUGCAAUUUAGUGGACCGAAUGUCAAUGGAGUAACCACAACACCUAUCUCUACAAUUCAAGCACCAUAUCCUACAGGUGUAGCAGCGCAAGUUCCAGCACAGCCACAGUUCAUAGUUCCUGCUCAUUCUCCUCAGUUCACGCAGGGGAGUGGUUCAGACCAAGCAGCAGGUUGAGGGGCUGAUCGAGAUGAGUACAUCUGAGGUAUCCUUAGAUUGCAGCAGGACUAAGAGCAGCAGUACUGCUACUUGAGUGGCGGGCUUCAUAUCUAGCCUUGCAAGUUAUCAUCUUUGCAUUCUAAAGGUCAUCCAUAGUCAAGGUCACCAGAGAUCCCACAGUUCGAUGUUGAGUCGCUCCUACUGCUAGAACAACGAACAGUGGGGAGUGUGGAUUGUUCUUCCGUUACAUUAGUUUCUAAACCCUCAAUAUCCUGCCGGAGUUUGAGGUCAAGGGCAGAGUUUUAAUGGAUGCUGGAAUUGGUUUCUGGCAGCCAUGUAGGAACCAACGGUGUAUUUGACAUGUAGAAUCAAAAUAUGAUUCUUUCAUCGUCUAAACCCAGUCAGGAUAUAUCGAGUCCUAAAUGGUUGUGUAUGGUGGUUGUGCAUCGUGUUCAAUAUCAAGAGUGCAUAAAACUUUGUGUUGGAGGAAUAUGUUCUGUAAUUAGUCUUCCAUUGUCGGCAAUUAUGUUAUUUCGAGUCCAGGAAGGACUUUGAAAACUCCAAGAAUUAACAAAGGAAAAUAGUCUUUUGAGUGUAUAUUUUCUCGCUA
This is a messenger RNA of Nelumbo nucifera (sacred lotus), 2097 nucleotides long. RefSeq lists its product as uncharacterized. Lineage: Eukaryota; Viridiplantae; Streptophyta; Magnoliopsida; Proteales; Nelumbonaceae. The record is from RefSeq and is a predicted model, not a curated record. Gene Ontology annotation, molecular function: RNA binding.